Messenger RNA from Nasonia vitripennis (jewel wasp), 685 nucleotides. Its product is annotated as THAP domain-containing protein 1-like. The record is from RefSeq and is a predicted model, not a curated record. Gene Ontology annotation, molecular function: sequence-specific DNA binding. The transcript is spliced from 2 exons. Lineage: Eukaryota; Metazoa; Arthropoda; Insecta; Hymenoptera; Pteromalidae. The coding region runs from base 82 to 480 and encodes 132 amino acids.
AGUACUGUAUCCCACAGCUUUGCAUUAGCAGCAUAGCGAUUUGCAAGUUAUUUGCAUGUUUUUAUUAAAAAACUAAUUACAAUGGAAGUCGGAGAGUUCGCACCACGUCCAAAAAGUUGUAACCGGGAUUAUUGUACAGUGAAAGGUUGUGAGAGCAAUGCAGCAAAAAAUUCAAGUCUUAGUUUUCAUCGCUUCCCGAGGCCAAACGGACGCUUCGUAAGCAGACAGAAUAUUUUCAACAACUCCGAAAAAAUUAAUUUGUUCCAAGCCUGGAAAAUCAUUUUGAAAAUUACAAACAUAACUGAGAGGACAACAGUAUGUUCAAGGCAUUUUCUAAAAAGUGAUUACUUUUUCCCAGAUGCUCACUCAUGCAGAAGACGCUUGAAAAAGGACGCAGUCCCUUCUUGUUAUUUACCUGGUGAUAACAGAAAGAAAGUGAAUGAAAUAAGAGAUAAAGCUAGAUGGCAAAGACGAAUUUAACGGAGCAAUAUGAAUAAAAAUGUAACUACCUCAAUCAAGAAAUCAGCAAAAGCAAGUGUCAAAACAGCAGUGGAACAAAUAAUUAGUGUAGGCGAGGAGCAACAUAACAGCAACGAGCAAGAGAAUCAGAAUCAUGAAAAUAAUGCUGAACUAAACGGAAGCAUUGAGAAUCCAGAAGAGCAAGUUGUUUGCGAAGUGCGAGAAA